GUCUGGUGAACCCUGAGCUCCUUACAUCAGGUCUGGUGAACCCUGAGCUCCUUACAUCAGGUCUGGUGAACCCUGACCUCCUUACAUCUGGUCUGGUGAACCCUGAGCUCCUUACAUCAGGUCUGGUGAACCCUGACCUCCUUACACCAGGUCUGGUGAACCCUGACCUCCUUACAUCAGGUCUGGUGAACCCUGACCUCCUUACAUCAGGUCUGGUGAACCCUGACCUCCUUACAUCAGGUCUGGUGAACCCUGACCUCCUUACAUCAGGUCUGGUGAACCCUGACCUCCUUACAUCAGGUCUGGUGAACCCUGAGCUCCUUACAUCAGGUCUGGUGAACCCUGAGCUCCUUACAUCAGGUCUGGUGAACCCUGACCUCCUUACAUCAGGUCUGGUGAACCCUGAGCUCCUUACAUCAGGUCUGGUGAACCCUGACCUCCUUACAUCAGGUCUGGUGAACCCUGAGCUCCUUACAUCAGGUCUGGUGAACCCUGAGCUCCUUACAUCUGGUCUGGUGAACCCUGAGCUCCUUACAUCUGGUCUGGUGAACCCUGACCUCCUUACAUCUGGUCUGGUGAACCCUGACCUCCUUACAUCAGGUCUGGUGAACCCUGAGCUCCUUACAUCUGGUCUGGUGAACCCUGAGCUCCUUACAUCAGGUCUGGUGAACCCUGACCUCCUUACAUCUGGUCUGGUGAACCCUGAGCUCCUUACAUCAGGUCUGGUGAACCCUGACCUCCUUACAUCAGGUCUGGUGAACCCUGAGCUCCUUACAUCUGGUCUGGUGAACCCUGAGCUCCUUACAUCAGGUCUGGUGAACCCUGACCUCCUUACAUCUGGUCUGGUGAACCCUGAGCUCCUUACAUCAGGUCUGGUGAACCCUGACCUCCUUACAUCUGGUCUGGUGAACCCUGACCUCCUUACAUCAGGUCUGGUGAACCCUGAGCUCCUUACAUCUGGUCUGGUGAACCCUGACCUCCUUACAUCUGGUCUGGUGAACCCUGACCUCCUUACAUCAGGUCUGGUGAACCCUGAGCUCCUUACAUCAGGUCUGGUGAACCCUGAGCUCCUUACAUCAGGUCUGGUGAACCCUGACCUCCUUACAUCAGGUCUGGUGAACCCUGACCUCCUUACAUUAGGUCUGGUGAACCCUGACCUCCUUACAUCAGGUCUGGUGAACCCUGACCUCCUUACAUUAGGUCUGGUGAACCCUGAGCUCCUUACAUCAGGUCUGGUGAACCCUGACCUCCUUACAUCAGUCCAUGAAGCCUGUAACCUGGUUCCCAUGGAUCCAAACGGUCUGUCUGACCCCUACGUGAAGCUCAAACUCAUCCCCGACCCCAAGAGUGACACCAAGCAGAAGACCAAGACCAUCAAGGGAAACCUCAACCCUACCUGGAACGAAACUUUCAAAUUUCCCCUGAAGGAUUCUGAUAAGGACCGGCGUCUGUCAGUGGAGAUCUGGGACUGGGAUAUGACCAGCAGGAACGACUUCAUGGGAGCGCUGUCCUUCGGCAUCUCAGAACUCCAGAAACAAGGAGUGGAUGGAUGGUUUAAGCUGCUAUCUCAGGAGGAAGGAGAGUACUUCAACGUCCCAGUUCCUCCUGAGGGCGAGGAGGGCAACGAGGAGCUACGGCAGAAGUUUGAGAGGGCUAAGAUUGGUCCGAGCACCAAGAACACAGAAGGCUCGGCCUCCAAGUUCGACUCCAACGGGAACAGAGACCGCAUGAAGCUGUCUGACUUUAACUUCCUGAUCGUGUUGGGCAAGGGAAGCUUCGGCAAGGUGAUGCUAGCAGAACAUAAGGACAGAGAGGAGCUGUACGCCGUAAAGAUCCUGAAGAAGGACGUGGUGAUUCAGGAUGAUGAUGUGGAGUGCACCAUGGUGGAGAAGAGGGUCCUGGCCCUGUCCGGGAAACCUCCCUUCCUCACACAGCUCCACUCCUGCUUCCAGACCAUGGACAGGUUAUAUUUUGUGAUGGAGUAUAUCAACGGAGGAGACCUCAUGUAUCAGAUCCAGCAUGUCGGCAAGUUCAAGGAACCACACGCUGUGUUCUAUGCAGCAGAGAUUGCCAUAGGUUUGUUCUUCCUUCAUCUGAAAGGAAUCAUUUACAGGGAUCUGAAGCUGGACAACGUGAUGCUGGAUGCAGAAGGCCACAUUAAGAUCGCUGACUUUGGGAUGUGCAAAGAGAACAUGUUAGACGGUGUCACCACCAAGACCUUCUGUGGGACCCCAGACUACAUCGCUCCUGAGAUCAUUGGGACAUACCAGCCCUAUGGGAAGUCAGUGGACUGGUGGGAGGCAGACUCAGGAAAGGUUGGAGUUCUGCUGUAUGAGAUGCUGGCUGGAAGAGGUAGGUGUCCUCCCUUCGAUGGUGAGGACGAGGAUGAGAUGUUCCAGUCCAUCAUGGAGCAUCACGUCUCCAAAGGAGAUUGGAAUGACAAGUCUAUGUCCAAGUUCAGAGGCUGUCGCCAUCUCCUCCCUUCGAUGUUGAUGACCAAGCACCCUGGGAAGCGUCUGGGCUGUGGUCCGGAGGGGGAGCGAGACAUCAGGGACCACGGCUUCUUCCGCUAUAUGGACUGGGACAAAGUGGAGAACAAGGAAGUACAACCGCCAUUCAAACCCAAAGCUCGGUGCGGGCGCGAGGCAGAGAACUUUGAUCGUUUCUUCACCCGCCACCCCCCAGUCCUGACCCCCCCAGACCAGGAGGUCAUCAUGAACCUGGACCAGGAAGAGUUCCAAGGGUUCUCCUUCGUUAACCCAGAGUACCCCUCUGUUACUGAGGAGGAGGCUGCAGAGAGCUAGGACACACACACACUCCAUAACCAACACACACACACACUCCUUAACCAACACACACACACACACUCCAUAACCAACACACACACACACACACACUCCUUAACCAACACACACAUACACACACACACACACUCCUUAACCAACACACACACAC
Messenger RNA from Oncorhynchus masou masou (cherry salmon), 2955 nucleotides. Its product is annotated as protein kinase C beta type-like. Gene Ontology annotation, molecular function: protein serine/threonine kinase activity; ATP binding. The record is from RefSeq and is a predicted model, not a curated record. Gene Ontology annotation, biological process: peptidyl-serine phosphorylation; intracellular signal transduction. Lineage: Eukaryota; Metazoa; Chordata; Actinopteri; Salmoniformes; Salmonidae.